CAUUCACGUCAGUCUCAAAUUCCUGCUCUGAGACCCUGAAUUUAGACAGAGAGAGAAGAAGAAGAAGAAGAAGAAGUAGUAGUAGUAGAAGCAGUAGAUUGUAGAAAUGUCAGUGCAAGAAUACCUGGAUAAGCACAUGCUUUCCCGAAAACUCGAAGAUGCCGUCAAUGCCGCCGUUAGGGCCAAGACCUCCGAUCCCGUUCUCUUCAUCUCCAAUCACAUGAGAAAAGCAGUGCAAUCAGUGAUCACGAGAAUCAAGGCGAGGCAGAUCCUCGAUAGCAGAGGGAUUCCAACUGUAGAAGUAGACUUAUACACUAACAAAGGCAUGUUCCGUGCUUCUGUUCCCAGCGGCAACUCCUCUGGCAUGUACGAGGCUGUUGAGUUACGGGACGGGGACAAAGGUGUAUAUCUUGGAAAUGGUGUUGCUAAAGCUGUUAAAAAUAUCAAUGAAAAAAUAUCGGAGGCACUGAUUGGUAUGGAUCCAACGCUUCAGUCUCAGAUUGAUCAGGCCAUGAUAGACCUGGACAAAACAGAGAAGAAGGGGGAACUUGGAGUCAAUGCUAUAUUAGCUGUGUCCAUUGCUGCUUGUAAAGCUGGGGCUGCUGAAAAGGAGGUUCCACUUUAUAAGCACAUUGCUGACCUGUCUGGAAAAGUCAAUCCAAUCCUUCCUGUUCCUGCCUUUACUGUUAUAAGUGGUGGAAAGCAUGCUGGGAAUAAUCUGGCCAUUCAGGAAAUCAUGGUUCUCCCAACUGGAGCAACCAGAUUUGAAGAAGCACUGCGAAUGGGCUCUGAGACCUAUCAUCACUUAAAGGCUGUUAUAACAGAAAAGUCUGGUGCUCAUGAUUGUAAUGUUGGUGAAGAUGGUGGCUUUGCUCCUAAUGUCUCCAGCUUUAGAGAAGCCCUGGAUCUUGUAAAGGAGGCCAUUAGCAGAACUGGUUAUAGUGAGAAAAUAAAGAUAGCACUUGAUGUUGCUGCUACAAAUUUUUGCAUAGGUAAAAGAUACGAUCUGGACUUUCAAUCUCCUGUAAAGCCAGUACAGAAUUUUAAGUCGGCAGAGGAUAUGAUAGAGUUGUACAAGGAACUAUGUACUGAUUACCCAGUUGUAUCAAUAGAAGAUCCUUUUGACAAGGAAGAUUGGGAACAUAUCAAGUAUUUCUCAAGUCUUGGAAUUUGUCAGGUAGUUGGGGAUGAUCUUUUGAUGUCAAAUGCAAAACGCAUUGAGAGAGCAAUAGCUGAGUCUGCUUGUAAUGCUCUUCUUCUUAAGGUCAACCAAGUUGGGACAGUUACCGAGGUCAUUGAAGUGGUGAAGCAAGCAAAGGAAGCACAUUGGGGGGUGGUAACAUCUCAUAGAAGUGGGGAAACUAUAGACUCUUUUAUAGCUGAUUUAUCUGUUGGCCUUGCUGCUGGUCAGAUUAAAGCAGGAGCUCCUUGCAGAGGAGAGCGGCUAGAAAAGUACAACCAGUUACUUCGGAUUGAGGAGGAGCUUGGAGAUCAAGCAGUUUAUGCUGGUGAAGAUUGGAGGCAAUAAGAACGAACAAUUUCUUCAGAUUGAUUUUUGAGAUAUGCUCUUCUUUUUUCAAGUUCGUGAGGUUGAAGUUCAUUACUGUACGAUAUAUAUCAGCUUCUGAUGUACUUUAGCCCUCCCUAAAGUGCUCUCUAAUCAUAUGAAAGACACUAAAACUCGAAUUAGAUUAAGUACACUAUUAACUGUCACAAGUAAAGCACUAUGUAUCAAUUUUGUUUUGUUGUAAUCAUCCAAAAAUGAUCUUGAACGCAUUGGGAUUGACACAUCACUUUGACGUGGAUUUUUUCAUGUUGACAUAUUUUUUCUUCAUCCAAUCAAACC
Gastrolobium bilobum is the source of this 1846-nucleotide messenger RNA. RefSeq names its product cytosolic enolase 3. Bases 107 to 1528 code for a protein of 473 amino acids. The record is from RefSeq and is a predicted model, not a curated record. Gene Ontology annotation, biological process: glycolytic process. Gene Ontology annotation, cellular component: phosphopyruvate hydratase complex. The transcript is spliced from 13 exons. Gene Ontology annotation, molecular function: magnesium ion binding; phosphopyruvate hydratase activity. NCBI's taxonomy places the organism in Eukaryota, Viridiplantae, Streptophyta, Magnoliopsida, Fabales, Fabaceae.